Molecule: messenger RNA, 2601 nt
Organism: Laccaria bicolor S238N-H82
Lineage: Eukaryota; Fungi; Basidiomycota; Agaricomycetes; Agaricales; Hydnangiaceae
Gene: MFP-1
Product: multifunctional beta-oxidation protein
Exons: 26
Coding region: 1-2601 (866 amino acids)
Molecular function (GO): oxidoreductase activity
Source: RefSeq, a predicted model, not a curated record
AUGUCGCUGUCAUUUAAAGGCCACACAGUCGUCGUUACCGGCGCCGGCGGAGGACUGGGAAAGGCUUAUUCACUUCUCUUUGCUUCGCGAGGCGCAAACAUCGUUGUUAACGACUUCAAUGCUGCUGCUGCGCAGAAAGUUGUUGAUGAAAUCGUUAAAGCUGGCGGAAAGGCCGUCGUUAACACGUCGUCGGUCGCUGACGGUGCAGCUGUCAUAAAAACUGCCGUCGAUGCCUUUGGCACCGUGACCAUUUUAAUCAACAAUGCAGGGAUUCUGCGAGACAAGGGGUUCAAGAACAUGUCCGAUAAGGAAUGGGAUCAGAUCAUGGAGGUUCACUUGAAGGGUGCCUUCUCUUGCACUAAGGCUGCCUGGCCGCUAUUCCGCAAGCAGAAGUUCGGCCGUGUCAUCAACACCGCCAGUGCCGCUGGUCUGUAUGGCAAUUUUGGACAAGCGAACUACAGUGCUGCCAAGAUGGGUCUAGUUGCAUUCUCCAAGACACUCGCUCGUGAAGGCGCCAAGUACAACAUCAAAUCCACCGCUAUUGCCCCAAUGGCCGCCUCCGCUAUGACCGAGACUAUCAUGCCCCCUGAGAUGCUUGCAAACCUGAGCCCCGAAUAUGUUGCUCCUUUUGUUGCUGCCAUUUGCCAUCCCGAUGGUCCAGAUGCUUCUGGAAAGGUUUUCGAAGUUGGGGCUGGCUUCAUUGCCGAGCUUCGAUGGGAAAGGAGCAAUGGUGCAAUCUUCAAGACAGACACAUCAUUCACCCCCUCCGCUGCCGCAAAGAAACUCCCACCCAACCCGCAAUCAUCUCCUGCUGUUCGCUUCGAUGGUCAAACCGUUAUCAUCACAGGUGCUGGUGCUGGUCUCGGCCGCGCGUAUGCGCUCAUGUACGGAAAACUUGGUGCGAACGUGGUUGUCAACGACGUUAGCGAAAAAGGCGCCAACUCCGUCGUCGAUGAGGUCAUCAAAGCUGGCGGGAAGGCAGUAGCAGCUGUUUGCUCUGCGGAAGAUGGCGAUAAAAUUGCACAGAUCGCCGUGGAGAAGUUUGGUGGCGUGCAUGUUCUCAUAGCUAAUGCCGGUAUCCUCCGUGACAAGUCUUUCCAAGCCAUGGCUGAGCAGGAGUGGGAUAUUGUUCUCGCUGUUCAUCUCCGUGGUACCUUCAAAUGCGCGAAAGCUGUCUGGCCUAUCUUCCAAAAGCAAAAGUAUGGCCGUAUCGUGACUACUUGCUCUCAAGUUGGGAUCUACGGAAACUUCGGGCAGGCCAAUUACUCGACAGCAAAAGCCGGUAUUACUGGUUUAACAAGAACGCUAGCCAUUGAGGGAAAGAAGUAUGGCAUCCUCGCCAACGUCAUUGCGCCAUCGGCUGGCACGGCUAUGACAAGCACCAUUUGGCCCCAGGAGAUGGUCGACGCUUUCAAGCCCGACUUCAUCGCACCUAUUGUUGGAUAUCUUAGUAGCAAAGACAAUGAAGAAACUUCGGGAGCGUUAUUCGAGAUUCUCGGAGGCUGGGCUGCACAAACACGCUGGCAACGUUCGGGUGGAUAUGGAUUCCCAACGGUUAAGCCCUUUACGAUCGAGGAUGUUGUUGCCAAGUGGGGCAACAUCACCAACUUCGAGGAUGGCCGAGCAACACACCCUGCGUCAACGCAAGAUGCUAUCCAACAGCUUGUUGAGAACUUUGCAGCCAUGUCUUCGUUCAAGGAUCCCAACGCCUUCGCUGACCGAGAAGAUUCCGAACUCGUGGCCAAAGCCAAAAGGACGAUACCGGACAGCACGACGUACUCAUACACAGAGCGAGACGUCAUUUUAUACAACCUAGGCGUUGGUGCUACGGAGAAGGAGUUACAAUGGACAUUUGAGGGCGACGACCAGUUCUCUGCGUUGCCAACCUUCGGCGUUGUCCCUCAAUUUCCAUGUAGCGCAGGUUUUCCGCUAGACUGGCUGCCCAAUUUCAACCCAGCUAAGCUCCUGCAUGGAGAGCAAUACCUAAACAUCAAGGGACCCAUUCCGACGCAAGGGGAGCUCGUCAGUGAAGCGAGACUUUUGGAGGUGCUUGACAAGGGCAAGGCCGCAGCGGUGACAAUCAUCAUUGAAACGCGCGACAAGCAUUCAGGGAAAGUGGUAUUCGAAAACCAAUCGACCGUAUUCAUUCGAGGAGCCGGAGGUUUUGGAGGAAAACGUGUUGGGAAUGACCGUGGUCCUGCCUCAGUGGCGAAUAAACCCCCAGCGCGAAGCCCCGACGUUGUUAUGGAGGAAAGAACGACCCCCUCACAGGCAGCACUCUACCGUUUGAGUGGCGAUUAUAACCCUUUGCAUAUCCUGCCCGAAUUUGCCGCUAUUGGAGGCUUUGACCAGCCCAUUCUCCAUGGUCUUUGCUCGAUGGGUAUCUCUGGAAAGCACGUGCUCAAGGCAUUUGGACCGUAUAAGGAUAUCAAAGUUCGCAGGUUUGCUGGUGUUGUAUACCCAGGUGAAACAGUUGUGACUGAGAUGUGGAAAGAAGGGUCAACUGUCAUAUUUACGGCCAAAGUAAAGGAGCGCAAUUCUAUCUCUCUGGCAGCGGCGGCAGCCACAUUGGCGGAUACAUCGGGCAAGGCACGGCUUUAA